Messenger RNA from Diatraea saccharalis (sugarcane borer), 1084 nucleotides. The record is from the annotation of a GenBank genome assembly. NCBI's taxonomy places the organism in Eukaryota, Metazoa, Arthropoda, Insecta, Lepidoptera, Crambidae.
AUGUUGUAUUCAUAAUUGUCAACAUACGUAAUCUGGGAUUGUCAUUCGUUGUGAAUGCUACUAUCUUUCUUGUUGUUAUGCUGUUUUCCGUGAUUAAGUUGUUAUUGUUGUUGUUGUGUUAUAGGUUAGUUUAUCUUUUUGUUGUUAAGUUUUGUUAAAUAUGGACGAUGCCGGUGCAGGCCCGAGUGGCCUACAACAAUUACGCUCUCAGGUUAAUCAAAGCCUACAGCGACCAAAACGUGGCCCCAAAGUUGACUGUGAAAAUAAAACAACGUCUCCUAAGAAGAAGAGAAUGAAGCAAAAUCCACUGAGUUCUACAGAAAAGCAAACUGUAAUUAAUAUUUACAAACAAAUUAAGGAGUCCUGGCCUGUAGGUACUCCAGCUUUUAGAACGCAAAUAAUAAAUAAAACUGCUGAAGUUGCAGGUAAGAAACCGAAGCCGGAUUUUAAAAGAACUUCACUAUAUAAAAUAAUAAAGGAUAAAUUAAAAUUCACUUAUGUUAAAAGGAGCAGAAAAAGUGCACUCAUUGACAAGCAGGAGAUUGUAUUGUGGCAUGUAAAAUAUCUGCAUGAAAUAAAAAGAUUUCACAAUGAAGGAAGAAAGAUAUAUUAUUUAGAUGAGACUUGGUUAAAGGUAUUUUUGAAGGUAUUUUUUUUUUCACUCUGGUGCCUACUAUUAACAUUUAUUUCAUAUAAAAGGAUUACAGUUAACUAGUAAAUUUAAGUUCAAUUAAAAGUCAUGUGAAUAAUGUCAUAUAUAUCCAUAAAUAUGUUAACCCUUAAAUGCAUAAUGCCAUCAUUAUGCAUUUAAGGGUUAACAUAUUUAUGAAUUUGAGUGCGUAGGCUUGUGUAUUGUUGCAUGGCGAUUUCUAAUAGUGUAGAUCGUAGACAGAGUAACUAUUAGACGGAAGUACUGUGUGACCGGGUAUGAGAUAGCGAUAACUCACACAUAUACAAGUACUUAUUGAUACAUGUGUGCGUAAAGUGUUGCGUGAAAUUAACUCAUUACCUGAUAAAUGGGGAAAUUUUACCAUUUGUGGGAUUUAAAGCUUUUUUAGCAAUGUGUAUUGCUUAAGAUAUGUUA